Molecule: messenger RNA, 510 nt
Organism: Fusarium poae
Lineage: Eukaryota; Fungi; Ascomycota; Sordariomycetes; Hypocreales; Nectriaceae
Exons: 3
Coding region: 1-510 (169 amino acids)
Source: RefSeq, a predicted model, not a curated record
AUGCCAAAGACAAUCAAUGCCCUGUUGUCUUUGAAGUCGGCAACGCCAGAGGAUCUCCUCGAUGAAGCGGGAACUGGAACUGACGCAGCAUCACCCAGACACAAGGACGUAUAUGACACUCAACCAGCCAAGAUACUUCAAAGAGGUCAAAGCUUCUUCGAAAGCAUAUAUGGAAAGAUAUCAAGACGCAUAAUGGGUCAACUAGAACGAUCAGGUACACCAGAUUUGGGUCUGCUGGCAAGAUUGACAUAUGGCUAUGUACUUAGUAACACUGAUGUACUAACACCAGCCGAGACCUCAUUUGUCCUUAUUGCCAGCCUUAUUCCACAGGAUGUCAACCCUCAACUCAAGGGACAUUUGCGAGGUGCGCUGAAUGGAGGCGCCAGCGAAGAUGAAGUGAGGGCCGUCAGGGACAUAGUAAUUAAGAUAUGUGAAGCUUCAGGGAUGAAGAAACUUGAAGAGAAUGCCAUUGGAGGAUGGGGUUGGAGGAGUGAAGUUGCGAAUGUCUAA